This is a messenger RNA of Cynara cardunculus var. scolymus (artichoke), 1904 nucleotides long. RefSeq names its product dihydrofolate synthetase. Gene Ontology annotation, molecular function: ATP binding; tetrahydrofolylpolyglutamate synthase activity. The coding region runs from base 183 to 1853 and encodes 556 amino acids. The record is from RefSeq and is a predicted model, not a curated record. Gene Ontology annotation, biological process: tetrahydrofolylpolyglutamate biosynthetic process. Gene Ontology annotation, cellular component: cytosol; cytoplasm; mitochondrion. The transcript is spliced from 11 exons. NCBI's taxonomy places the organism in Eukaryota, Viridiplantae, Streptophyta, Magnoliopsida, Asterales, Asteraceae.
CACUGACUGGCCUCUGACUUCAUCUUCAAUUCAUUAAAUCAUUCUCAGAAGCGCUGAAUCAUUCUUCAAGAGCUAAUACUUCAGCAGUAGCAACAGAGAGGUGAAUGGAAGAGAAGCAGCAGAGCGAAUGGUGUGAAAGAAGCUAGAUUGCUGAACAGUUGUGAAACACAAGAUAAAAGAAAAUGAGGCUGUGGGGGGUUGUCGGCAGCCACUGCUACCGCUUUCGCCAGCAGAAGCCUUUAAUUGCCGUUGGUGGGAGGACACUUCUAAACGGUUUAGGUCUCAAGCGUAACUUCUCAGAAAUGAUAUCUGAUGAAGAGUCAGAAAUGAAGGACUUCAAUGCUUAUUUGGAUAAUCUAAAGAACCAUGAGAAAUCUGGUGUUCCAAGAGGUGCUGGAACUGACUCCGAUGAUGGUUUUGAUCUUGGAAGGAUGAAGCGGCUAAUGCAGUCCCUUGGAAACCCUCAAGCUAAAUUUAAGGCUAUUCACAUUGCUGGGACCAAAGGAAAAGGUUCAACCGCUGCAUUUCUGUCCAAUAUUGUACGUGCUGAAGGAUAUUCGGUUGGUUGCUACACGAGUCCGCAUAUUAAGACCAUACGGGAACGCAUAACAUUAGGAAGAUUAGGUGAUCCGGUAUCGGCCAAGACGGUAAAUUCCUUGUUCCAAAGGAUAAAAGUUGUUCUUGAUCAGGCUGUGCAACUUGAAAUGGGGUGCCUUACUCAUUUUGAGGUUCUCACCGCUGUGGCGUUCAAUCUAUUUGCUGAGGAGAAUGUUGAAAUUGCAGUUAUUGAGGCUGGAUUAGGUGGUGCUCGUGAUGCGACUAAUGUGAUCUCUAGUUCAGAUCUUGCAGCUUCUGUCAUAACAACAAUUGGUGAAGAACAUUUGGCUGCACUAGGGGGCUCUCUUGAAAGUAUUGCAAUUGCAAAGUCAGGCAUAAUUAAAUAUGGCCGCCCAGUGGUUCUAGGCGGGUCGUAUCUUCCACACAUUGAGCUCAUUCUAUGCAAUAAAGCAUCCUCAAUGUGUUCUCCAGUAAUCUCUGUAUCUGAUCCUAAAAACAGAAGUAAAAUUAAGGGCAUUAGCAAUAUCUCUGGCAGGCCUUGCCAAGUCUGUGAUAUCAUACUCCAUGCUGAGAGAGACUUACCACUGUGUAUUGAGCUCUAUGAUGUAAAAUUGCGCAUGCUGGGAUGGCACCAACUUCAAAAUGCCGCAACUGGCACAUGUGCAGCACUCUGUCUUCGUGAUCAAGGAUGGAGAAUAUCAGAUGAAUCCAUUCGUACUGGUCUAGAACGUACACAACUUCUGGGAAGAAGUCAAUUUUUAACAUCUGUAGAAGCCGAGGCAUUAGGACUACCUGGUGCUACUAUACUACUCGAUGGAGCACAUACCAAGGAAUCGGCCAAGGCUUUAGCCAACAUGAUUCAGAUAACCCAUCCAGAGGCACAAUUAGUUUUUGUGGUUGCUAUGGCAAGUGACAAAGACCAUCGAGCAUUUGCAAAAGAAAUACUUGCAGUGAGGCAACCGGAUGCUGUAUUGUUGACGGAAGUUGGCAUUGCUGGAGAUCGAAAUAGGACAGCUUCUUUGUCCUUGUUAAAAGACAGUUGGAUCGAAGCUUCUAAUGAGUUGGGUGUUAUAUUUUCCGAGUUUGGGGUUAUAGAAUAUCGGGAGUCGCUAAAAGAUCGAUCGGUUAGAUCCGAUGAGCAGGAUAUGUUGGUUUUGAGUAGUAGUUCAUUGAUGGAGUCUAUGAAGGUUGGAGGUGAGAUCCUUGGAUCAAGGUGCAAGAGUGGAUCAGGGGUUUUAGUGGUUACUGGAUCACUGCAUGUUGUUUCUUCGGUUUUAUGCUCCCUCCAAAAAUAGUUUCUUGAACCUGUUUUUUUCCCGCUUUUUUCAUGUAUUAUUAAUUAUGCA